AUGUUUUCACAUAGAGGCCAGCUUUUAAGAGGCAUCCGAGACAUCACCCGUGCUCGGCCUCAAUCACUACACCGUCCGCAUCAUCAUCUGUCUCAUCAAUGGCAUUCAACCCAGGCUUCCAGUCAAAAGAGGAAUAAGGUCCCGCGCUCAAAAACGACUUUUGGGAAGAUAAUAUGGGUAUCUAUCGGCGUUUUGGCCUGGGGCCAGGUCUUCAUCUCAUAUGUAUACGAGCCUCUCAGAGAUAACGGUCUCUUCACCAACAUUGCUCAAUCAACCGUCUUCCGUGCAAUACCACCUAAACUAUCACAGCCAUCCGAAAUAGUGGAGAAUGGGCUAUACCAACCCAUCACUGGCGAUAAAGAGAUCCGACUACUCGUCCUGGAGCCAGGAGCACGCGGGGACGCAUUGGAAUGCAAGUUGGUCAACGCUGAACUGUCCUGGAGGACCAGAUUCGAGGCUCUAUCGUACGCCUGGGGAGACGACACAACUAAAUACCAGCUAAAUUGUUCUGGGCACAUUAUCGACGUGAGGGCUAAUCUCCAUGACGCCUUGUUGGAUUUACGGCAUCCAACACAAAGGCGCGUUUUGUGGAUCGACGCACUUUGUAUCAACCAAGCCGACAACGAUGAAAAGUCUAAACAGAUAAGACUUAUGCAUGAAAUCUACUCCCAAGCCCAAGAAGUACUCAUCUAUCUCGGAAAGUCAGAUCCCUCGGUCCAAGGUGCGAUUGGAUCAAUGCGUUGGCUUGACUGGAAGUUCAUGCCUCUAUAUACUAGGCAAUUCCUUCUAAGUUCGAAUAUUGGCAUGGCAAGCUUCUCUGUUGACAAGUGGACGAACAUGAACCCUAUCACCCGAGAGGGCUUCUCUUGGGAUCCCAUUAUUAACUUGUUGUGUCGUCCAUGGUUCCAACGUACUUGGGUUAUCCAGGAAGCCGUUAUACCGAAGCAUGCGCAGGUCAUAUGCGGCGACCAAUCCAUCUCUUGGGCAAAGUUUCUCAGAGUUGUGGAUGCAAUCAAACACUAUCAAUCCUCGGUAAAGACGGUGCCUGGGUACCACUCGAUCUAUGACACGAUCUCCAGUCUGGACUUGAUGCGGUCAGCUCGCCGCAAUCGACAUCCCAGGAUUUAUAUACUUGGUCAGUGGUGGUAUCGUCCUCUCUUGACUGGGCGCCCAAUUGAAGGACAGGAAGAUUCUAAACUACUCGGCCUCAUCUUGAUGAGUCGCAGGUACAAGUGCACAUAUCCUCAUGAUAAGAUCUUCGGGAUGCUCGGUGUUACAAGCGAGGACACGAGUAGCGAGCUCUUGAAGCCAGAUUACGAAAUCUCACCAAUGGAUGCAUACAGAAAAUUUGUAGUCUGGGAAGUCAACCAUAAUAGAUGCUUUCGUGUCCUUGGCACGAGUUCACAAAAGACCAGCCGACACAGCUCGUCUCCAUCGUGGGUCCCAGACUUCAACAAGCUUGAUCCAAUCGAAAGCUUAACUGGGCCUCUCUUCAGUAACUCUGGAUUCGAUGCCAGUGCAGGACUGCUAAUAGAGGUACGAGAAUUGAAUGAUGGUACUACGCUGCACAUUAUGGGAAGUGUAGUGGACACAAUACACACUGUUGGCAAGAAGUCGUUCACCGACAGAUCCACCAGAUUCAGCAAAGGUGACCAACGGGACAAAAGAAUCUCAGUUUACGACCAGCUUCAAGUGAACAGAGGGAUGAUUGAAGAAGCAAGAGACAUUUGGCUGGAAGCGACGAAAGGACUAGCCCGAGGCCUUGGACCUGCCCCUAAGACUCGUAUCUUCGCAGCCUCGACGACAGAUGGUAGAGCCUUGCCUGAUGGGCCGAUUUCUCCAGGAUGGGAGCCAUUCUUGCGUGUUCUGUUCGGUGAUAUUUCUGUUGGGAGCAAGUAUUCUCUGUUCCUAAAGGAAAUCUCUACGUCUUUUCUACGUCUGACCCUUACGGAUGACGUGUUUCCCAAGGAACAUGGGCAGGGAGAAGAAGUUUUUGCCAUAAAAGCGCUUGGCUUCUUUGCAGCAAUAGCGCAGUCGCGACGUUUUGCGCGGACAGACAUGGGGCUAGUUGGUUAUGUUCCAAUGAGGGCCAAGAGGGGAGACUUGGUAGUGGUUCUGUAUGGAUCUAAAGUUCCUUUCGUGGUCAGGGAGCAAGAACAUGGUAGAUAUUCGUUGGUUGGGGAGUGCUAUAUGGAUGGGAUAAUGCGUGGUGAGGGGAUCAGGUUUGCGAAGCAGGAGAAUAGAGACAUAGAAUUGACUUUAGUGUAG
Messenger RNA from Fusarium redolens, 2268 nucleotides. Its product is annotated as heterokaryon incompatibility protein-domain-containing protein. The transcript has a single exon. The record is from RefSeq and is a predicted model, not a curated record. Lineage: Eukaryota; Fungi; Ascomycota; Sordariomycetes; Hypocreales; Nectriaceae. The coding region runs from base 1 to 2268 and encodes 755 amino acids.